UCGCUAGGGUUUGGCAGCUCAGGUCUUUAUUACUAUGAUAAGAUUAAAGGGGUAUGCAAAACGAUUACGUCAUUCUGCUCCCCGGCAUUAACUAGCCGGUAUAAGCUGUUUACGGUAACUCGAUUGUUUGCUCGACCUGUAUUAGGAACGGCGUUCUACCUGUUUCUAAAGGCAGUUAUUGCGAAUUAUUAUUUUAACCUUCGAGGUUUUUACUCACAACGGUGGACACCAGGACAUCUGCAACAUGCGGUGCGAUACACUCAAGUUCUGUCAGCAAAUUCGCCCCAAGCAAACUCUUGUGGUUAUAAUAUGUAUAGUGUUCAUAUCAUCUGUUUGGUGGAUGUCCUCAUUGGUAAAUAUACCAAAUGUAAUACAAGGCUUUAUCCAAACCACCUGGCGAAGAUCCAACAAGGUUGAAGACAUAAAACCAAAUUAUUAUUUUCUGAUUACUGCUAACUAUACUGAUGGAAACAAACAGACAUUCAAACGACCACCUUCUAGCAAAGACAACAAAGGAACAGCUAGCAAAUUAAUUCUAUUAAAAAACAGUCCAGGAAAGCCCUGGGAUUUGAUUGCGGCCAAGGAACUUCGAUCAUGUUCUGCUAAUUGCACAUUGGUGACUUCUGGCAACAACCUGAACGACUUUGAUGCUGUUAUAUUCUACGGAGUGGGUUAUCCGAGAGAUAGUCCACCUAGAAAGACUCCAGGCCAAGUGUGGAUUUAUUUUAUAAGAGAGACUCCAUACUACAGUAAGGACUCCAAGUUUAACAGGGCAGAAUGGAGAAACAAGAUCAACUGGACUAUGACGUACAGAUCAGAUUCUGACAUCUGGUAUCCGUAUGGACGUAUACUUAAAAGAGAAAAACCUAAACAGUUAGAUUUUCAAGGAGUAACGAAAAACAAAACAAAACUGGCAGCGUGGUUUGUCAGCCAUUGCAGAACGCCAGGUGAACGUCAUAAAUACGUUGAGGAGAUUCAGAAAACGAUUUCAGUUGACAUUUACGGACGUUGUGGAAAUAAAAAAUGUGACAAUAAUAAGGCCCAACAGUGUUUGCAAAUGCUUUCUCGGGACUAUAAAUUCUAUAUAUCAUUUGAAAACAGUUUUUGUUACGACUAUAUUACUGAAAAGGCUCUCCUGUACAUGGGCGCUGACAUUGUCCCUGUAGUACGAGGAGGCGCGAAUUACAGUAAAUUUUUACCUCCCAAUUCGUUCAUCAACACAGCAGAUUUCAAGAGUCCCAAGCUCCUUGCUGAAUAUCUUCUCUACCUGGACAAAAACCACACGGCGUAUGUAGAAUAUUUACAGUGGAAGAAUCAUUACUAUUCGGAAACAGAGAGGGUGCCUAUUUGUGAACUGUGUACAAAACUGUCAAAUGCUACAGCCUAUGCCAAUGUUUAUAAGGACAUUUACUCUUGGUGGCAUAAAGAUACAUGCAAGCGACCAAACGAUUUGGGUUCCUGAGACAACAUACAUAUAGGAUUCUAUACGAGUUUGCACGAAACGAGUGAACUUUCCAUGUUAGUAUAUGACCUAACGAAUGUGAGAUCAGAUACCAUGGGAUGAUAUUAGUGCUAAAAAUCCGCUUCAUAAAAACGGAGCCCCAGAUCAGUUUGCCCGAAUGUCUCUUUCGUUUUAGGUCGAAUUUGAUGAUUUGUUCCAGCACUGUGUGUGUUCGGGAUGGGUGAGUGGGUGGUAAGGGGUUCAGUCCGCCCCCCCCCCCCCCCCCGCCCCUGUCUCAUUCGCUUACGGAAAUAGGACAUAUCUCAGUCAUGUCUGUUUGUUGUUUAUUGUGUUUUGUUUUGCGUUACGUAUUUGUUGAACAGCCAAUAAGAUUAAUGGUUUCUUAUUGUAGGCUACAGUGGGCGGGACAUAGCCCAGCGGUAAAGCGCUCCAUUGGAUGCGCGGUCGGUUUGGGAUCGAUCCCCGUCGGUGGGCCCAUUGGGCUAUUUCUCGUUCCAGCCAGUGCACCACGAGUGGUAUAUCAAA
Messenger RNA from Gigantopelta aegis, 1987 nucleotides. RefSeq names its product alpha-(1,3)-fucosyltransferase C-like. The record is from RefSeq and is a predicted model, not a curated record. Bases 245 to 1462 code for a protein of 405 amino acids. NCBI's taxonomy places the organism in Eukaryota, Metazoa, Mollusca, Gastropoda, Neomphalida, Peltospiridae. Gene Ontology annotation, cellular component: membrane. Gene Ontology annotation, molecular function: alpha-(1->3)-fucosyltransferase activity. The transcript has 2 exons.